Tripterygium wilfordii is the source of this 2019-nucleotide messenger RNA. RefSeq names its product transcription factor TGA1-like. Gene Ontology annotation, molecular function: DNA-binding transcription factor activity; sequence-specific DNA binding. Gene Ontology annotation, biological process: DNA-templated transcription; regulation of DNA-templated transcription. The coding region runs from base 492 to 1598 and encodes 368 amino acids. The transcript has 9 exons. The record is from RefSeq and is a predicted model, not a curated record. NCBI's taxonomy places the organism in Eukaryota, Viridiplantae, Streptophyta, Magnoliopsida, Celastrales, Celastraceae.
UCCAUCAAUGCAAUUUGUAUAUUAUUGAUUCUAAUGUUUCUUGCAACGAAUUCCACGAUAAUACACCAAAUCUAUGCUUAUACAGUACCAGAUAUUGAUUGCAAAUAAAAUAAAUAAAUAAAAAUUAUAUACAGUUUCAAAUUGUGGUGUGGUGUCUCUUUUAAGCUGUCGUGUUCUGGUUCGAUUCUUGUUCGAGAUCAUGGUGGGAACUGGGUUUUGGAGUAGCGUGGAGUUUCUCUGUUUUGGGUUGAUUUUGGUGGAGUUUGGCUCUGGUUUUGGUGCUCUGAGGCGCGGGAAAGUUCUUGUUAUGUAGCUUUGAAAGGAUCGUUUUUUGGGGAUUUUGUCUUUGUAUCUUUUGUGGGUGUGUUGGGUGUACUGAGAGAGUUAUGGAGAAAGAAGAGAACAGCGGAAUCUGACCUUGGUGAUUUGAAGAAGUGAUCGUCUUUAAAAGAGUUCGAGCAGAGUUUUGGAAGCUCAAGAGUUCAAGAAACAUGAACUCUCCGUCCAGCCAAUUUGUCACCUCAAGAGGUAUGGGUAUAUACGAGCCUAUCCAUCAGAUUGGCAUGUGGGGUGAAAACUUCAAGAGUAAUGGUAAUCCAAAUAUACCUACUUCUAUGAUUCUAGCAGCAGACACGAAACUGGACAGCCAGUCAGAGGAUACUUCCCAAGGAACUCUGGGACCUCCUAACCAGUAUGACCAGGAAGCAAAUAAACCUAGUGAUAGGGUACAAAGGCGUCUUGCACAAAAUCGAGAGGCAGCUCGGAAAAGCCGUUUGAGAAAAAAGGCCUAUGUCCAACAGUUAGAAUCAAGUCGUGCAAAGCUCGCUCGGUUGGAGCAAGAGCUUGAGCGAGCAAGGCAACAGGGCUUGUAUCUUGGUAGUGGAGUAGACGCUGGUCCUCUGGGGAACUCUGGAACCGUAAAUGCAGGAAUUGCAACAUUUGAGAUGAAGUAUGGACACUGGCUGGAAGAACAAAAUAGACAGAUUUGUGAAUUGAGGAGUGCGUUAAGUGCUCAUAUAAGUGAUGUUGAGAUGCGGUUUCUUGUGGACAAUGUGAUGACCCAUUAUUUUGAACUUUUUCGCAUGAAAGCAACAGCUGCAAAAGCUGAUGUUUUUUAUGUGAUGUCUGGCAUGUGGACGACGUCGGCAGAGCGUUUUUUCUUGUGGAUUGGGGGCUUUCGUCCAUCAGAGCUUCUUAAGGUUCUUGCUCCGCAGCUUGACCCUUUGACAGAACAACAAAUCAUGGAAGUUUGUAACCUCAGGCAGUCAUGCCAGCAAGCAGAAGAUGCUCUUUCACAGGGUCUGGAGAAACUCCAGCAAACUCUUGCCCAUGCUGUAGCAACGAGUCCAUUACCUGAAGCAACGUACAUGCCACAGAUGGCUAGUGCAGUAGAGAAAUUGGUGGCCCUUGUCCGCUUUGUGGAGCAGGCUGACUAUCUUCGUCAGGAAACUCUGCAGCAAAUGUCUCGGAUCUUAACAACGCGUCAGGCAGCUCGGGGCCUGCUUGCCUUAGGGGAGUACUUUAAACGGCUGAGGGCUUUGAGUUCGCUUUGGGCAACUCGUCCCCAUGAAGCUGCACAGUCUUUUAAUGGAAACUAAACUUCCUCAGGAGAUCAAAAUCUCAGAAAAACAAUCAAGAACGCCCGUGGGUGGCGGCCAAAGGUGCUUUUUGGUGAUGCCUUUACAGACAAUUUUCUGGCAGAAUCCCACACAAUUGAAAGAAAGUUGAAAAAAAAGUGAAUGGAUAUCCUUUUAGAGGAAGUUUGUAGCUGAAUUAUCUUUGCUUUUUGAAUAUUACAUUAGCUUGGAAGGAUUUUUUUUAAGGUUCUGUUUGAGCCAUUAGAUGCAACCAACUUUUCCAUGUAAAUCUCAAUAGCAUGUCAUGAUGUAUUUUAAGUAUGUCUGUCUUAUACAUUCAUUUUGAUAUUUAAGUCUUAUGUAUAGUUGUUCUCUCUCUAAGAUUGCAUAGAGUAGUUACCUUGAAAGACUGUCAAAAUCAAUCAAAUUAUAUUUUGAUGCA